ACGUCGACGUCACCGGCGUCAUCCGGACUCCCGGAAGCGUUACUGGAUGUAACAUGUUUCACUGAAGUUAUUGGUGUUAGUGUCAAAACUGAAUCAAGUUAAGUAAUAAAAUUACCCGAGUGAAGCUACACUGGGUGUAACAUCUUCAAGAUGAGUGGGAGUGAAAAAGAAAAGGACCAUGCAGCGCUAAAGGAGGAGGGGAACAGCCUUUUUAAAGCGGGGGACAUGCAAGGCGCCAUCAGCUGUUACACCAAAGCACUGAAGCUGAGUGACAACCAAGGAGACAGUGCUGUUCUGCACCGUAACCGCUCUGCCUGCUACCUGAAGCUGGAGGAAUACAACAAGGCAGAGGGCGAUGCCUCCAAAGCUCUCGAUGUUGAUCCAGGUGAUGUGAAGGCCAGGUUUCGUAGGGCUCAGGCAUUUCAAAAGCUGGGCCGUCUUGACCAGGCCUUUAUGGAUGCUCAGAGGUGUGCCCAGCUGGAACCCAGGAAUAAAGCCUUCCAGGACCUGCUCAGACAGCUGGGAGCACACAUCCAGCAGAAGUCAGCACAGUUAAACUCCACAGAUGCUCGUGUGCAGCAAAUGUUUUCGCUCCUCUUAGAUGCAUCUGCAAAAGACUCUGAUCGACAGAAGGCUGCUCAAAAUCUAGUGGUGUUAUCUCGAGAAGACGCGGGAGCUGAGCAGAUUUUCCGUAAUGAUGGAGUGAAGUUAAUUCAAAAGCUUCUUCAGUCAAAGCAGGAGGAGGUCGUCCUCUCUGCUCUCAGAACACUGGUUGGUUUGUGCACAGGACAUCAAUCUAGAACUAUGGCUAUAGUAAAUGAGUUGGGAAUGGAGCAGCUGUGUGCCGUAAUGGGAUCAGGAGCCUCCAUUGUGUCUCUGGCUGCCUGCCACCUGCUGCAGGUGAUGUUUGAGGCUCUGACAGAGGGCAUGAAAAAGGAGAUCAGAGGGAAAGAGGAGGCUAUACUUCCUGAACCGUCCAAGGAGCUUCGUUCAAUGUUGCGCCACCUUUUGGAAAUGAUGCCAGCAUCUAAUGUGUCAGGCCCAGGCAGAGACAGCGCCAUCAACCUCCUGGUUAAGCAAGUACCACGCAAGUCCCUGAAGAAUCCUGACAACUCCCUCACAUUAUGGACGAUAGACCACGGAUUGAAGAAGAUCCUGGAGGUGGCUGGUACAGUACCUGAGCUCUCAGAAGGACCACCACUUACAGACAACUCUCACAUGAGCUGUUCAGUCCUGCUUAGCAAACUCUUUGAUGACCUAAAGAGUGACAAAGAGAGAGACAACUUCAUAAAACUCUGUGAAGAAUAUGUUCAGCAGCAUUUUAGCUGUGCUGGCCUGAACGCGAAGCUGCGAGCAAUCCAGACAGUGUCUGUGCUCCUCCAAGGGCCAAGUGAUGCAGGUAACAGAACAUUGGAGAUGUCAGGAAUGAUGGACGCAGUGAUCUCUCUGUGCGCCUCAGAAGACGUAACUCAGCAGCAGGUAGCGGUGGAGGCUCUUAUCCAUGCUGCGGGAAAAGCAAAGAGAGCCUCUUUCAUCACCGCUAAUGGCGUGUCACUUCUGAAGGACCUCUACAAGAACAGCGAGAAUGACAGGAUACGCGUCAGAGCCCUGGUGGGUUUGUGCAAGCUUGGAUCUGCAGGAGGGACAGAUUUCAGCAUGAAGCAGUUUGCAGAGGGAUCCACACUGAAGCUUGCCAAGCAGUGCAGGAAGUGGCUGUGCAAUGAAUCUCUGCCUCUAACUUCCCGCCGAUGGUCUGUGGAAGGCCUCGCCUACCUCACAUUUGAUGCGGAUGUGAAAGAGGACGUGGUGGAAGACAAGAACGCUCUCCUGGCAAUGUUUGACCUCGCAAAGUCUGAGGAUAAGACGGUGCUCUUUGCUUUGGGCUCCACAUUAGUGAACUGUACCAACAGUUAUGAAGUGGAGAAGCCUGACCCUCAGCUGGUGGAGCUGGCCAAGUAUGCAAAGCAGCACAUUCCAGAGGAGCACCCCAAGGAUGCACCUUCCUUUGUGGAGAAAAGGCUGGUGAAGCUGUUGGAGGCUGGUGUGGUGUCUGCCUUGGUUUGUAUGGUCAAGCAGGAGAGUCCAGCUCUCACUGAGGCUUGCAGGGAGUGCAUCGCCAGGGUGUUCCUUGCUUUGGUGGAACGACAGGAAGACAGAGGCACAGUGGUGGCACAGGGUGGAGGAAAGGCUCUGAUCCCACUGGCCUCAGACAACACAGAUGCAGGAAAAAUCAAAGCAGCCCAAGCCCUGGCAAAGAUAACAAUCACAUCUAACCCAGAGAUUGCUUUUCCAGGAGAAAGGAUCUAUGAAGUCGUGCGCCCACUUGUUAGUCUUUUGAGUCUGGAGUGCACCCUGCUUCAGAACUUUGAGGCACUCAUGGCACUUACCAAUCUGGCUGGCAUCAGUGACAGACUCAGACAAAAGAUCAUAAAAGAAAAAGCGCUUCCAAAAAUCGAAGGCUACAUGUUUGAGGAACAUGACCUAGUUCGAGCAUCUGCCACAGAAUGCAUGUGUAAUUUAGUAUUAAAUGCAGAGGUACAGAAGCUGUAUUUGGCCACUGGGAAUGAUCGCCUGAAGCUUCUGGUGCUCUACAGUGGUGAGGAGGAUGAAAGACUGCGGAAAGCAGCAGCAGGAACCCUGGCCAUGCUGACGGCUGAGCAGCCUGAGCUUUGUGCCCGCAUCCCCGGAACAACAACACACUGGCUAGAGAUUAUACAGGCGCUGCUGCUAAGUGAAAUAUCAGACCUUCGUUAUCGUGGAGUGGUUAUUGUUCAGAACAUGAUGCAGGCAGAGAAGAGCCUUGCUGAGACCCUCAUGGAAAGUGAAGCUUUGGAGAUCCUGUCUGUACUGGCGAAGGGAGGAGAGGGCAAGCCAGAGCCCAUCUCCAAGGCAGCUCAGAACUGCCUGGAUAAGGCUGUGGAGUACGGCAUCAUCAGGAGCAGUGAAGAGAAGGAAAAGCACAAAGGAAAUGAGCCCUGAAAACACAACUGCAGUGCGUGUAUGGGUCAAGAAUUAUGUGGGACCAGUGAAGGGUAUUGCAGGAAAUCAAAAUGGUCUGACUGUGAUGUGACCCUUAAUGGCUGAUGUGUCUUAACCAAAAGCCUAAAAGCAAUAUUUAACUGCUGAAAAGGUAUUAACCACGUGGUCUUAUAGAACAGCUAUUUCACAAGCCGACUGUAAACAUCUGGUCAUUCCUUACUGAAGUUUCUUAAGACACACAUUUCACUGUUGACACUACUUUUUAUUUUUUUUAAUUGUAUGUUUGAUUUACAAAAAGCACAUUUCAUUCAUUCGCCUAAAUGUGUGGCGAAUAUAUAUAAAAUGUUUCACUUUA
This is a messenger RNA of Betta splendens (Siamese fighting fish), 3334 nucleotides long. RefSeq names its product unc-45 myosin chaperone A (gene unc45a). Gene Ontology annotation, molecular function: Hsp90 protein binding. The record is from RefSeq and is a predicted model, not a curated record. The coding region runs from base 151 to 2979 and encodes 942 amino acids. NCBI's taxonomy places the organism in Eukaryota, Metazoa, Chordata, Actinopteri, Anabantiformes, Osphronemidae. The transcript has 19 exons.